Plutella xylostella (diamondback moth) is the source of this 3948-nucleotide messenger RNA. RefSeq lists its product as uncharacterized. NCBI's taxonomy places the organism in Eukaryota, Metazoa, Arthropoda, Insecta, Lepidoptera, Plutellidae. The record is from RefSeq and is a predicted model, not a curated record.
UCCGCCAGCCGAAACCCGUCACCAUGAAGACAGGAAUACCCUCGCCGGCGCGGUCUCACGGCGCCCCGGUGACCCCGCGGCGCUACAUCACGCGGCGCACCCGCAGCGUGGGCUCCCCCGGCCGCGCCGGCCCCCGCCCGUCCACGCUCGUGCAGCAGUUCAAAGAGAACAACAUAGAUGAGUCGGUCCAGUCGCCCCUGAACAAGCGAUCCAUUCUCAAUGAUGACACUGAUAUUGAGCUGCCUAAUCGUCAGAGCUGGUGGAAGAAACUGGAUGACAAUUCCCGCGAUGUGAUGGAGGUGCUGCAGACGGACAAUGUGGCCACCGCCGCCAAUGUCCUGGAGGAGUACAUUGAUGGGGAUGUCCUCAGUCAAGAAAAGAAGACAUAUCUACUUGAUCUUCCGGACAGCAGUGGGAGUGAAUCAAUUGGCAGCAUUGUGUUGCCGCAACGCAAGCUCUUCACCCACAAAGAAAACAUACCAGAAAAAAAGUUCGGCAAACUUGUAGGAAACCGUGAAUCAUUAGCUAAACUACAAAAAACCGUAACUGAAGACAAGACUGUGUAUGUUGGCCCCAAAAAACUCUUUGAAGAAGCCCCAAGAGUGAAACCUACUUUUCCAGCAGGUUUGUUAAAUAUUUCAGCAAAUAAAACAGGUCCUAAUGACCUUCCAGCCAACUUUGGUCCUAAAAAGCUAUUUGGACAAGCGGCUCAAAAGAAAAAAUCUCCUGUUCAAACUGAUUUGUUGAGCGAAAGUGGAGCUAAAAAACAGAUGGUUGAGGCAGAUGAACCAACAACAUCUAGAGCUAAAGAUCUAUUUGGCCAAGGUCGGGAGAGAACUAAGCCAGCAUUCCCCUCCGGCUUGCUUGAUAUCUCGGCAAAUAAAACAGGACCAAACAAGACUAAAGAGUUGACGCAAGCUGAAGUGCAGCGUGAAGUUCGCAGCUUGUUCGGGAACAGGCCAGGGGCAAAGCGCAAGAACAUGUUUGCCGAUUUUGUUGUUUCCGAAAGUGAAGAAGAAAUACCUGACAUUCAGCCAAAAGUGUUUGGUUUGAAAGGUAAUCCUCUACGGCGUGAAAGCGUUGCAUCUCGAGGUGCAAGGGAGGCGUCGCCAACCUCCAGCAUUGCUACUGACAUAGAAAUGGACGACUGGAAAAUGCUGCCUUCGUCCACUAUGAUGGUUGAUCAAUUAGAAGUCAUGUUAGCAGCAACACCUAAAAAGAAAAUACGAUUGAGUCAAUUAGCUACCCAUAAGGAAGUAGAGGAAGAGGUGAUGCCGAAUGAAGCAGCACCAACUAAGAAAUCAAGGACAGCUAAUAUAUCACAAACUGCACAAAAUACCUCCAAUAUUCCAGAAAAAGUACAUGAAAUGACUCCAGAUAUCGUAAAAGAAAAGGAUGUGAACGAACAGCAAAAUGACGACCAUAACAUUGAAAAUAUAGAAGAUAUCCAAGAGCUGCAGAAAUCUACUUCUAAAAAUGUAGAGGCCUCAGCAGUUAAAGCUGCAUUAACAAACAAAUCGAAAACUGCACAAAAUGCAUCUAAUCUUGAAGACAAACUGCAUGAAAACAAUCCAGAAACCGAAAUAGACCGAGAUGAAAUUAUAAAGCAAAAUAACGAGGAAAAUAAUGACAAUUGUGAAGAACUAAGAUAUGAUUCUGAUAAUGAAGAUGAUAUGGAAGCUGAACAUCUAGAAGAUAAAGAUAAAUCAGUGCUUAAAAGUGACCAAGAAUAUGAAAUAGCUGCAGAUGCUAUUAAAGACGUAGCUAAAACUGAUAAAGAAAAAAUGGGUGAAGUAUGUGUUGAUGCCCAAGGAGAAAAUGAGUUCUCACUUAACAAUGAAUCAAUACCGAAAAAUAAUUCAACUGUAAAUAACCAAUUUACAACUGGAAAAAAUGUUUCCAUACAAGAAAAAUUGGCUCAAGUUAUACCAGAAACGGAACAAAACCCAGAAGAAAUUGAAAAGCCAAAUGUUGUAUCUAAUAAAGACAAAACAAAAAUUGAUGAAAUUGAUCAAGAGUUGGACAAAUUUGCUUCGGCAGUUGAAGAUGAUAACGAACCGGAAAAGUCAUUAUUGCAAAGUGACCAAGAAGAUGAGGACAAUGAGAUUGCAGAAAAAUCUAUUGAUGACGAUGCUGAGAAUGAUGAAGAACAAUUGGACGAAAUUAAUGAAUCUGCAGAGGUCGAAGAAGAGGAAACCAAUAAAUCCCACGUAGAAAGUGAAGAAGAAAAUGUUGAGGAAGACCAAGAAUCUGAUCAAUCUGCAGACAUACAGCAAGAAACAAAUGAAUCUCCAGUUCAAACUGAUGAAGAACAAGAGUCUGAAAAGGAGGAGGAAGAGGAAGACUCUAUGGAACAAGAAGUGGAAGAAAACGAAGAAUCUCACAACGCCUCUGUUGAAGAAAACGAAGAAUCACACAACGCUUCUGUUGAACAAAUGGAAGACGAACCUGAUGACAAUGACGACCAAGAUGAAGAUAACCAAGAAGAAGUAGACCAAGAAGCAGACGAACCUGAUAACGAGACACCAAUAGAAAGCAACGACGACGCUCCAAACGAAAUUGAUGGAUCACCAAAUGUCACCCAUGAUACCACAGGCAGAUUCAGAAAGAAAAUGAAUGAGACAAAAAUGAAAACACCAGAAGCAGUCCGCCAAAACAUGACAAACAAAAAUGAAUCUUUCGAAGCCCGCGGCAGAAAUACUAGUGUGCGCAAAACUAAAAGCAUGAUCAAACCUGUAGAAAUCCGUUCUAGUUUAGCCCGAGACAGCGUCGGCAGUGGCAGCGACUUCAGUGCACAAGGAUCAGGCUGGGACUCCCACAGAACCACCAGGAAAACAAUACGACAAACGUUCGGAAAAGAUUUCACGCCUAGAAAGUCUUUGCGGGCACUGGUCAUGGAAAAGUCGGCUAAAAGACAAACGUACAACGUCGAUCCUUUGCCCAGCGAAAGUAUCAACAUCCCUCAAGCUAAUUCUACUGAAAUUAGCGCUGAAGUGAGUGCGGCGGUUCACAUGGAAGAUGUGGAUGUAACUGAGGAAUCAGACCAUGAAAUCUCCCGGACCACCAGACGAAACGCUUUAGAAACUUAUUUGCAAAAGGUUAAACAGGAUACUCUGGAAAGGAAACAGAAAAUGGAAAGCGCAAUAAGAGAUUCACUAAAGGCACCACACACAACCGAUGUGCUGAACAAUUUCAAAAUACCAGCUAAACCAACCAGCAGCCGGAGACUCCCAUCACAGACAAAAGCCAAACCCAAGCCGAAACCAUCAGCUCUUCUGAUUGGCUCACUGCCUGAGGAGUUGAUAGAAGAACUCAAGUAUAAGCCACCCAAGAGGUUCAUGAAGAGCAAUGCGUCCUGGAUUACGAAGCGACUGUACAAAUUUUUGGAAACUAAAUUAGAACCCAAAUACGACUACAAGGCGCGGGUGCGUGCGGAGAAGAUCGUGGAGGCGCUGUACAACUUCAGCAAGUACAUCAAGCGGCACGAGGUGGCGCCGCGCGAGGCCGUCAUCGAACUCAAGCACGAGAUGGCCAGGUACCACAUCGUGAAGACGCAUUUCGACUUCUACGAUUUCUUCCGCGAGUUCAUGCCAAAAGAGGUCAAGAUAAAGGUGGUGCCAGACGUCUGUAACAAACUUCCUCUCCCUAAGUACGGAGUGUUCGCCGACAUAUUACGGGAAACUGUGCAUGGAUAGUCAGUAUCUUUAUCAGUGUUUAGUGAUUUCUAUGAACUAAUUACUGCCAGGCUGUGGGUUAGUUUCUAGAAAAAAUAUACUGUUUCAAUGUCCCGCCGAAAAAUCAUGUAAUAUUUAUACCUAAGUACCUUACCUAUUAUGUUUUAAAGAACUCAUUAUUUCAAUAUUUUAUGCACUUGAUUAUGAGAGGUAAUUCCAUGUUAUUUUGUGAUGUAAGUUGUAUAAUAAAUAUUUUGUGUAAAAAAUUCUACUA